This is a messenger RNA of Galdieria sulphuraria, 805 nucleotides long. Its product is annotated as NADH dehydrogenase (ubiquinone) Fe-S protein 8. Gene Ontology annotation, molecular function: NADH dehydrogenase activity; 4 iron, 4 sulfur cluster binding. The record is from RefSeq and is a predicted model, not a curated record. Lineage: Eukaryota; Rhodophyta; Bangiophyceae; Galdieriales; Galdieriaceae. Gene Ontology annotation, cellular component: membrane. The transcript has 3 exons. The coding region runs from base 43 to 759 and encodes 238 amino acids. Gene Ontology annotation, biological process: aerobic respiration.
CAGUCGGUUUAAAGAAUUUCUUAUUUGGUAAUUGCUUGUUGCAUGUCCAGAAUUUCACUAUUUCGGAAGACGGUUGCCAACUUGAAGAACAGGGGAGCAAGACAACGUACAAGUUGGGUUUCAGAAUAUCCCCUAUCUAUCAGUGCAAUCUUUUCACGAAACUUCUUCUCAAAGCCCCUAAAUGAAGGACAGUCCCCUUCUUCUUCUUCUUCCGAAAGUGUGAAGAAGACACAACCUCAAGGAACUUCUUCGGAAAGAGUCCCUACCUGGAAAGAACUUGUGGACGCUACCGCAACCACUCUAUUUGCGACAGAAAUGGUACGAGGACUUAUGAUGACACUCCAGUAUUUCUUCCAGCCUGCGGUUACCCUCAACUAUCCCAGUGAAAAGGGACCACUUUCUCCACGGUUUAGAGGAGAACACGCUCUCCGAAGAUACCCUUCAGGAGAAGAACGAUGCAUAGCUUGCAAGUUAUGUGAGGCAAUAUGUCCUGCUCAAGCAAUUACUAUUGAAGCGGAACCUCGACCCGAUGGUUCAAGAAGAACCACGAGGUAUGAUAUUGAUAUGACCAAAUGCAUUUAUUGUGGAAUGUGCCAAGAAGCUUGUCCAGUGGAUGCCAUAGUAGAAGGUCCCAAUUUUGAGUACGCAACAGAAACUCAUGAAGAGUUGUUGUAUAAUAAAGAAAAGCUGUUGCGGAAUGGUGAUCGCUGGGAGACAGAAAUUGCAAAGAAUUUAGAAGCUGAAGCUAUGUAUCGUUGAUAAAGUUGUUUAUUGUGUGUCUUGAUACUUCAGUUACUAUUGUGGU